UACAAAUACAGUGAUUGCCGGAGUGGCGCGGCUGGCGCAGGAGAACGAACCCCGAGAAAACGCCGCCAACACGCUAUUUCUUUCUCGUUUUGCUUUUCCCUAGAUCCCUCAACGAUCACGAUCAGUAUUCUUCUUCUUAUUCCAUUUCGCUUUCUAGGUUUGUUUCAAAUUCCCCAUUUCAUCUCCUUCUCGCCGGUUCAGUCUCCGGUUAAGCUAUGGUUGCCGAUUCGAAGGGCAAAUCUGAUAUCUCAUUCGCCGGCACGUUUGCCAGUAGUGCUUUCGCUGCUUGUUUCGCGGAGAUAUGUACUAUUCCUUUAGACACUGCCAAGGUUAGGCUUCAGCUACAAAAGAAGGCGGUUGUCGGCGAUGUCUUACCGAAAUAUAGGGGUAUGCUGGGUACGGUUGGAACCAUAGCCAGAGAGGAAGGUAUGGCAUCCCUGUGGAAAGGAAUUGUUCCUGGAUUGCAUCGUCAAUGCGUGUUUGGAGGCUUAAGGAUUGGGUUGUAUGAGCCUGUUAAGAACUUUUACGUGGGCAGUGACUUUGUUGGUGAUGUUCCUUUGACUAAGAAGAUUCUUGCUGCACUGACAACUGGUGCUAUAGGGAUCACAGUAGCAAAUCCAACUGAUCUUGUGAAAGUUAGACUUCAAGCAGAAGGAAAGUUACCUCCUGGCGUGCCUAGGCGCUAUUCUGGGGCAUUGAAUGCUUAUUCUACCAUUGUUAGACAGGAAGGAGUUGGAGCUCUAUGGACUGGCAUUGGACCGAAUAUUGCAAGAAAUGCUAUUAUAAAUGCCGCAGAACUAGCCAGCUACGAUCAAGUGAAACAGACAAUUUUGAAAAUUCCAGGUUUCACAGAUAAUGUUUUGACUCAUCUGCUUUCUGGUCUUGGAGCAGGGUUUUUCGCUGUCUGUAUUGGCUCCCCGGUCGACGUGGUGAAGUCAAGAAUGAUGGGGGAUCCAACUUACAAAAGCACACUUGAUUGUUUCAUCAAGACUUUAAGAAAUGAUGGACCUCUGGCGUUUUACAAGGGCUUUAUCCCGAAUUUCGGAAGGCUAGGAUCAUGGAACGUUAUCAUGUUCCUAACUCUAGAACAGGCCAAGAAGUUUGUGAAAAAACUAGAAUCUUCAUCUUAAGCUAUUUGGUGGGGUUGCGGAAUCAGAUUGCUCCCCUUUUCAGCCUUCUUUGCUUAGAGAAUAAAAGCCACUUUACAUGAAGAGUUUACUUUAUUUGCUGAUUCCUCCAUUGAUGAGAUCAAAGCUUUUGCAUCUGCCAUGGUAGAAUAAAAGUUGAAAGCAAUCCUCACACUGAGAUUCUUUCUCAAACUCAUUCAUUCUCUGUUCUAUUAAAUUUAUGUCAUUUUUUCUUCCAUAUUUGCUCAAACAUCCUCAAACAAAAUAUUAGAAUUUUCAGAGAUUGUUGACCCAUGAUUUUAACUUUUAGUUGGCUUGGAUCUAUGAAGCUUCAAUUUGUUGGUAUUU
Molecule: messenger RNA, 1475 nt
Organism: Cucurbita pepo subsp. pepo (vegetable marrow)
Lineage: Eukaryota; Viridiplantae; Streptophyta; Magnoliopsida; Cucurbitales; Cucurbitaceae
Product: mitochondrial uncoupling protein 1
Biological process (GO): transmembrane transport
Source: RefSeq, a predicted model, not a curated record